UCUCCGCCCCUUUCUCCUCCCCUGAUUCUUAUAAUUACUAUAUAGAAAAAAUGGGGCUAACUAGCGGGGAACUGGGUGGAUACAACACGAUUCACAAUGUAACAUAAGUGGAGCGAUAUAAAGAAUGGGCAGAGAAAGUCUAACCUAAUCGGACUUUAGAAAUGUGUUGUUGACCAGACAAAGGAAGAGUUCUACAAAACAAGGUGCUCAUGAAGAAUGGAACUAACCAUGUUUAACAUUUAACUUUGGUCAUUGAACACACCCUAAUGGAUUACGUAAGCUCUGCUGAACCAGAUGUUGAUGCCUUCAUCUGCACAGAAUGUGGGGAUGGCUUCAGGCGCUACCUUGACUUGGUUAAACACAUUACUGUUCAUGAACGACUCAGGACUUAUGAACGAACAGAUUCAUUUUCCCUUGACAGUUUGCCCAAUGGGUUUCAAGUUCCCCGUGAGUAUGCUCUCCAUGAAAAUGGAACUUUCAUAGUGGUUGACAGAUCUGGACCAUCAAACAACCCUUCUGUCAAGCAGCCAUCUUCAACUUCUUCACCUUAUCAGAAUUCAAAGACCAUUGUACUUACAAGUAAACCAGCCAAAACUGAUCUACGUGUUAACACAGUAUCUCACUCCCAGUGCCGCAGUGUCUCUCCUCUAAAACAGUACCGAUGCGAAACAUGUGGAAAAUCGUUUAACAACAAGCUGAGUUUACAACACCAUCAACAGUAUCGGAAUUUAGAGCAAGGUUUUAAGUGCACCUUGUGUUGCAAGAUCUUCACAGAUAAAGAGAGGCUAAGGGAACAUCUCCAAGAACAUGCCCAUGAAAUAUUUUACUGCUGUGAUCAGUGUGGAAAACGCUUUCUGAAACAAGAGACACUGUAUGCUCAUCAAAAAGAGCAGCAUGGAUCGCUGGGGUUCAAACAAAUGGGGAAGUCAGACAAUAGUCAAGAGAACAUAAUACAGAAAACAUAUCCCUGUAAGAAGUGUAAUCUGUGUUUUUUCUGGCUCUCCGACAUGCAGAGCCACUUACUCAGUCAUUCCAAAGACAAACCAUUAUCUGUGAACUCUUCAUCCAAAAUCGAGCAACAGUCUCAGAAAGAUGAGCUAUCACAUACCAUAGAGUACAGCGACAGCACCCCUACCGAUGUGACCAAACAGUACAGCAGCGGCACCCCGACUACCGAUGUGACCAAACAGUACAGCAGCGGCACCCCGACUACCGAUGUGACCAAACAGUACAGCAGCGGCACCCCUACUACCGAUGUGACCAAACAGUACAGCAGCGGCACCCCUACUACCGAUGUGACCAAACAGUACAGCAGCGGCACCCCUACUACCGAUGUGACCAAACAGUACAGCAGCGGCACCCCUACUACCGAUGUGACCAAACAGUACAGCAGUGGCACCCCUACUACCGAUGUGACCAAACAGUACAGCAGCGGCACCCCUACUACCGAUGUGACCAAACAGUACAGCAGUGGCACCCCUACUACCGAUGUGACCAAACAGUACAGCAGGGGCACCCCUACUACCGAUGUGACCAAACAGUACAGCAGGGGCACCCCUACUACCGAUGUGACCAAACAGUACAGCAGGGGCACCCCUACUACCGAUGUGACCAAACAGUACAGCAGGGGCACCCCUACUACCGAUGUGACCAAACAGUACAGCAGGGGCACCCCUACUACCGAUGUGACCAAACAGUACAGCAGUGACGCAACUGUCGAUGUGAAGACCCAAAAUGGCAAAUCUGAUUCCAAAACACCAUCCUCUUUCAGACCAUACCGCUGUGGUUUGUGUGGAGAUCGCUUCCAGCAGUUAACGGACUUGAAGGAGCAUCAUCUUACCCAUCAAACACAGGAAGAAAUUGACAAGUUAAAUAAGGAUUCAGAGUCACAAGGAGUUGUAAAAAAGUGGCAAAGGUAUACUCGCAUUGAGUGCAUCGUAACAAAAGCACCUGCAAGGAAGGGAGGAAGGCCCCCACUUUAUAAAAAAGGCUCUGGGACAAAAUUACAUCCAUGCAAGCACUGCCACCGUGUAUUCAGUCACUCAAGUAGUCUGUCUCGGCACAAUAGAUCCCACAAGGGGACUCUUCAUACUUGUGUUCUCUGUGGGAAACAUUUUCCACAACGCUGUGAUGUCCGGAGGCAUAUAGCCAUGUAUCACAAACCUGAAUUAGAGAAGAAGCCAAGUCUUAAGUACUUGGCAUUGCAUUCUAAACCAGAUGGUGGUUCCCAAUUGAAUUCUGAUGUGUUGGAACAGAAUGUGUCAUCUAAAAUAAAACCCAAAAAGUCUUUAGACAGUGUUGUUACAGAAUUGGACAGUGACAAUGGUGAAGAUCAGCAAACCACAUCUACUGGAGAAGUGUCCGCUGCUCCUAAGGUACGGAGGAACUACAAGUGUGACCAAUGUGGGAAAAAGUUUGGGCUGCUGUGUGUGUACCAACGGCAUUUGCGGUACCACAAAAGGGAACCAGGUAGUGAAAUGGUUAAGUGCCCUCACUGUCCAAGUCGCUUCCGGAGUUCUUCUGCUCUAGGACGCCAUCUUGAGAUUCACCCAAGUCAAUUAAGGGGGGAAAUGGACAUGGAAGGACGGGCAUCUCCCACUGCUGACUCCAAUCCAGACCUGGACUCUGACCAAGACAAUGUAAAGGAUUUAGUGGGUCAUGGGGACAUUGACGAUGUCAUGGGUGGGAAAGGUGAAAAAAUUGGUCCAGCAGAGGUGCUGUACGAAUGCACUGAGUGUACAGAGACCUUUUCCUCCUUGCAGAAGUUUCUGAAGCACCAGAGUUCUCAUGGGUCCGAUAACCUUGGCUAAUGGAAACUAUGCAUGGUAUUUAUAUCUGGAGGUCCGAACCCUAACUUGAGAUCAAUACACAUACCACAUAUUGUUGCACUGUUAUGCAGACUUUACGAAAGUCCGAGUUACGUGCACGUCCCAAGUUAGGAUUCUUGCCUUGAUGCUGGAGCAGUUGAACAAGUGUUUAAUUUUUUUAUUUUUUUUAACAAUGACUUGAGGAACUACAACCAGUAUGGUUCUUGGGGUGGGUGGGUCAUUCAUUCUGAACCAGAGUAGGAUGACAUUGAUGUAGCACUGCAUAGAUCGAGAUGGUGACUUAAGAACUGGGAAUUACUGAGAUUUGUAUUUUCUACAAUCAUGUGAAUUUGAGGUUAGUUUUGUAUCAAUGUUUUAGAUUGUUUUGGUUACUUCAGUUAAACCUUUGACAAUACCCCUGGAAAUGCCAUGGGAAUAAUGCCUUAAUAUGCUCAUUAUUGAAGCUAGUAGUCGAGCACAAUUUGCUAAAGACCCAUGGACCCAUGCAAACCGUUAAGAUGGUCUGCGGUAACAAUGACUGUCCAUUUUGUAAAGUAAUUAGAAAUGUUUUUUUUACAUGUGCAUUUCCAUUGGGAUUUCACUUAAACUAUUUAAGAGAUUAUUUAUUUGCAAUUGCCAAGCCUUUACAUACAUGGUGUCUUUCUCAAGAUCAGAAAACCUGUCAGGGUGAGAUGUUCCCCAACUGCCAGACCAGGAAUGUUGGUAUCAUUUUGAAAGGUUUUCUCAUGCAUCAUCUUUUCACUAUAUUGUGGCCAUGUCUCUCAAUUCACAAACUGGUUCUGUUAUCUAGAUCUGUGGUUCCCAAUGAGGGGUACUAGGACCUCUGGGAGUACUUAGCCUAUCCACAGGGGGUACUUGAGACCAUAGGCCUACUGUAAAAUGCACAUGAGGGGGUACUUCAGGGGUUGUCUGGGCAGAGCAAAAUUCAGUUGGUGGUACAGUAACCGAAAAAGAUUGGGAACCACUGCCCUCGAUGAUUUCUGCUGCCAGUCCUCCGGGUGGCCACGGAUCUGUUAAUGCAUGAUCAUGUUUUUCCUUAGGACACGACAAGGUCCAGUGAUUCCAAUGCAAGCCACACUUAGCAUUGUGAUGUAAAUUAGCCUUUUCAAAUGGUACUGUUGCUUCCUUUACUGCCUUCCAAACAAAUGCAUUGGCCCUGAUUUUAAAUGUUUAUUUUUAUGCCAUUAAAGUUUAAAGAAAUGUA
Molecule: messenger RNA, 4032 nt
Organism: Oncorhynchus keta (chum salmon)
Lineage: Eukaryota; Metazoa; Chordata; Actinopteri; Salmoniformes; Salmonidae
Product: zinc finger protein 271
Exons: 2
Coding region: 267-2810 (847 amino acids)
Biological process (GO): regulation of transcription by RNA polymerase II
Cellular component (GO): nucleus
Molecular function (GO): DNA-binding transcription factor activity, RNA polymerase II-specific; RNA polymerase II transcription regulatory region sequence-specific DNA binding
Source: RefSeq, a predicted model, not a curated record